ACUUGAGAACUAAGAGAGUGACCUGGUUGACGAUCAACCAAGGAAAGCAUAGAUAUGGUGAAGCAGAAGCAACAGCUUUUGCCUCUUUUUACAUUCUCCUGUAUACUCUUCCUCCUUUCAACAGGUUAUGUCUUGGAUGCUGCUGGGGCAGAACCAUCUCAAGCCCUCAAUCGCAAGUUUUCAUUGGAUGGUAUUCUUCGUAGCGAAGAAACAGAAAAAUAUGCUGUGAUUUUCGAUGCUGGAAGCACUGGUAGCAGAGUUCAUGUCUUUCGCUUUGAUCCAAACAUGGAUCUUCUUCGCAUUGGCCAGGAUUUCGAGUUUUAUGACAAGACGAAUCCAGGGUUGAGCUCCUAUGCGGAUGAUCCUCAAGCUGCUGCACUAUCUCUAAAGGCCCUAUUGCUGGAAGGCCAAGCAGUUGUUCCAGAAGAGUUGCGUCCUCAAACGCCAGUUAAACUUGGGGCAACUGCUGGUCUUAGGAUGUUGAAAAAUGGUGCCUCUGACGAAAUUCUGCAAGCGGUGAGAGAUUUAUUCAAGAAUGAAAGCUCCCUCGAAUACAAGGCAGAAUGGGUCUCCAUUCUUGAAGGAUCAGAAGAAGCCUCUUAUAUGUGGUGCAUUCAAGUGUCAUCCACUUAUUCCGACCUUGCCCCCUCCACCACCUUCACCUCUAGUGUCGGUGCCCUCAUCGCCUAUCUCUCUCCUCGUUCCUUUCCUCCAUCGCCAGUUUAUACACCUCCAUAUUAG
Messenger RNA from Coffea arabica (coffee), 741 nucleotides. NCBI's taxonomy places the organism in Eukaryota, Viridiplantae, Streptophyta, Magnoliopsida, Gentianales, Rubiaceae. The record is from RefSeq and is a predicted model, not a curated record.